AUGCGAUCAUGCGUCCGAACCGCGAGCAGCGUCCUGCAGAGCUGGCGGGCGCAUACCGUCCUCCGCAAUGGCUGCCCUUUGCCAUCCCGCACCCUUGAGCGCCUUCCACGGCUCGCCCGCAGCUAUGCCAUGGCCUACAAGCCGCAGGGCGAGCUGGAGAAACGCAUCGCCGAGAUCCCGAUAGAGCGAUACCGCAACUUCUGCAUCGUGGCCCACGUCGACCACGGCAAGUCGACCCUGUCCGACCGCCUGCUGGAGCUCACGGGCACCAUCCAGCCCGGCGGCAACAAGCAGAUCCUCGACCGCCUGGACGUGGAGCGGGAGCGUGGCAUCACCGUCAAGGCGCAGACAUGCUCCAUGAUAUACAACUACCAGGGCGACGACUACCUGCUGCACCUCGUCGACACGCCCGGCCACGUCGACUUCCGCGCCGAGGUGUCGCGCAGUUAUGCCAGCUGUGGCGGCGCGCUGCUGCUCGUCGAUGCCAGCCAGGGCGUACAGGCGCAGACGGUCGCCAACUUCUACCUCGCCUUCUCGCAGGGCCUCACGCUGGUGCCGGUGCUGAACAAGGUCGACCUGCCUCACGCCGACCCCCCGCGCGUGCUGGAGCAGAUGCACGACACAUUCGAGCUGGACCCCGAGGCUGCCGUGCUUGUCUCAGCGAAGACGGGUCUGAAUGUCGCAUCGCUCCUUCCCGCCGUUGUCGAAAAGAUCCCCGCGCCUGUGGGUGACCUCAGCAAGCCUCUGCGCAUGCUGCUGGUGGACUCGUGGUAUGACGUGUACAAGGGCGUCAUCUUGUUGGUGCGCGUGUUCGAUGGGCAGGUGCGUCCCGGUGACACCAUCAGAUCGUUCGCCACGGGCCUGAAGUACAUUGUGGGAGAGGUGGGCAUCAUGUACCCAGACCAGACCCCGCAGACGGUCCUCAAGGCUGGCCAGGUUGGCUACAUCCACUUCAACCCGGGCAUGAAGAAGUCGCAGGAGGCCAAGGUCGGCGACACAUACACCACACUGGGGUCCGAGAAGCUCGUGGAACCAUACCCGGGCUUCGAAGAGCCCAAGAGCAUGGUCUUUGUGGCUGCGUACCCAACCGAUCAGGACAACCACGAACACCUCGAGGACAGCAUCGAGCAGAUCACCCUCAACGACCGCAGCGUCACCUUGCAGAAGGAGUCGUCUGAUGCUCUGGGUGCUGGGUGGCGCCUGGGGUUUCUCGGCACGCUGCAUUGCUCCGUCUUUGAAGACCGCCUUCGCCAGGAACACGGGGCGAACAUCAUCAUCACCCCGCCGUCUGUGCCUUUCAAAGUCAUCUGGCGAGACGGUACCGAGUCCAUUAUCACAAACCCCAACGAGUUCCCAGACCAAGACCAGGCACAUUUCAGGGUGCAGGAAGUCCACGAGCCCUAUGUUCAGGCUACCAUAACUCUCCCGGAUGAAUACCUUGGCGAAGUCAUCAAGCUCUGUGAAUCUAACCGAGGAGAGCAGAAGGAAUUGACUUUCUUCACUGCAACCCAAGUUAUUCUCAAAUAUGACAUCCCCUUAUCGCACCUUGUUGACGACUUCUUCGGCAAGCUCAAGGGCGCAACCAAGGGUUAUGCAUCCCUCGAUUAUGAGGAUGCUGGGUUUCACAAGUCUUCUAUUGUCAAGCUGAAUCUCCUCGUCAACGGCGCGCCAGUCGAUGCUGUGUCUCGCGUCCUGCACACAUCCCAGGUCGACAAAGUGGGUCGUGCGUGGGUUGAGAAAUUCAAGGUGCAUGUCGAAAGACAGAUGUUCGAGGUCAUCAUACAAGCUGCUGCUGGACGCAGGAUCGUCGCUCGCGCGACAAUCAAGCCAUUCCGAAAGGACGUCUUGGCAAAACUGCACGCAAGUGAUCUUUCACGAAGACGUAAGCUGCUAGAGAAGCAGAAGGAGGGUCGAAAGAAGCUCAGAGCUGUCGGCUCAGUCGUCAUCGAGCAGGAAGCCUUCCAGAAAUUCCUGGCAAAGUAG
Messenger RNA from Parastagonospora nodorum SN15, 1983 nucleotides. RefSeq lists its product as hypothetical. Bases 1 to 1983 code for a protein of 660 amino acids. The record is from RefSeq and is a predicted model, not a curated record. Gene Ontology annotation, molecular function: mitochondrial ribosome binding; GTP binding; GTPase activity. Lineage: Eukaryota; Fungi; Ascomycota; Dothideomycetes; Pleosporales; Phaeosphaeriaceae. The transcript has 2 exons. Gene Ontology annotation, cellular component: mitochondrion. Gene Ontology annotation, biological process: positive regulation of translation.